Messenger RNA from Neoarthrinium moseri, 1785 nucleotides. RefSeq lists its product as uncharacterized. The transcript is spliced from 5 exons. The record is from RefSeq and is a predicted model, not a curated record. The coding region runs from base 1 to 1785 and encodes 594 amino acids. Lineage: Eukaryota; Fungi; Ascomycota; Sordariomycetes; Amphisphaeriales; Apiosporaceae.
AUGACUGGUCCAAGGACACUGUUUCGCCACAUCUUCAAGGAUCGCGCCGUGGAUAUCGAUCAGAUGUGGAUAUGCGACCAGGCAAACAAGUCAUUUCCUCACCCUUUCUACUCCUUAGGAACCUGGAGCUACGCCAAUGCGUUGGAGUGUGAUAACACGGAUGGGUCCGCGACACGUACUCACUGCAAUAUACCAGACAAGAAGACCACUUCGUUCAGCGGCGAAUACACCACACCAUACUGGAAUACGAAAAUUCCAGAGAUAAUUUCUCCGGGACCAGUUCCUGCGAAUGCAAGUGACUCGCCGCCGUGGAACGAAACGCCGUGCAUCGGUCUUUCGUUCAGCUACCCCAACUGGGAUGUUGAUGUAUUAACAUACAGCAGCGAGCAUGUCGAGUUCUCGCUGCGGAAUCACGCCAAUAACCAGUCUAGUAGAUGCUCAUUUGAACGCCGUGAUUCGAGCUCAGAACAUUGGGUGACAUGCGAUAAUUCCACACAGGCACUAUUUAAUGAGCAGACACAACAACUCCGUGUCAACCAGACAUGGCAGUGUAGCAUAAAGAACUACGCAGAGCCGAUAACUUUUAAUGCGUUUGGUAACGCGACUCUGAAACUGAACUGCCAGCAAGCCGGCUCGUGCAGUGCAGCCCACACAGUCAUCAAAGGAUCCCUGACCGAGCCUAUCGAGUUCACUCCCAACGUGGCGCCGAAGGGAGUCAACUAUCCAGGCUGUCUGCAGAAUUCUGAAUCGCCCUCGUGGGAAGUCACUUAUCUCCUCUGGCGCGAGACUUUCCGGAAUAAUCGCAAUGUGGGAACCGUAGAUGCCGUCUUCAAGAACAAUGCCAAUGGGGUCACAAUAUCCUGCUCCGGGCAAGGCGAAGAGCUGAACAUCAUCGGGAGCGAAGAUCAUGAAAGGUGGUGGGGGUGUGAUUUGAUCGAGCGAGAGGCUUUCCCAAAGUACCAGAUUGCUUCGAAGAUCAAACUGAACCCUGUGACGCGCCAGUUUGCGAUCAGCCAGCCGUGGUGGUGCAAUGCCGACAGGGAUGCAUCUCCUGCCAAGUUCAUCGGCGAGGGUCGCAUCGACGUGCCAUUCUCCUGCGCCUGGACUAACAGCUCAUCAUCGACAAGCCCGGGUUCGGACACCACAUGUCCGAUCUCCAACUCGACGGGAUGGAAUUGCACACAGACCUGCACAAUCGGGAGCACGCUUCACAUGCCCGGGUUCAUAACCAACAAGACCAAUUUAUCCUCCACGGAGUUCGUAGAGCCGGCGCCUAGCGGCUACAGCUGCACCAUCGGAUCCGUUCUCUCUCCCAAGUGGCGCAUCCCAUGGUCGACCUUGACCCCGUUCUGGGGAAGCCCCUUGUUUCCCAACACGACCGAGACGCUCGUGUCCUUCAACCUGCAGAAUAUGGUGCUCGGCGGCUUCGCGGCAGCCGCGCACUCGGACGUGGGCAUGACGCCGCUGCUGUCCGGGAGCGACCCUGACCGCUGGUUCGACUGCGUCGACAACGUGGGCAAGAGUGUCCCCACGGUUCUGGAUUGCCAGUGGCAGUUUGAUCUCAAGACGGGGUACUUUGCCAUCCGGCAGAGCUGGUACUGCGAUGACAAGGACCCGGAGCACCCCAUUGUGUUCAAGGGGGAGGGGAGUAGAUUCUUCUCUUACACCUGCUAUGUCGACCGACAGUCCAGGGACAUUACCUGUCAGACUCCGGAUUCGACGCCAAUAUUGCCGACGACGUACGAGUGGGACACAUCGGGUGACUUAGACGGAUUGAUGAAGUGA